AUGGGAGCUACUACGUACAUGACCAAGGUUGGUGCCCUUGUUGGUUUUGAGUUAAAGACAAAGAUGGUAAAUGGCUUUAUGCAAAGCUCAAUUGGCUGUUCCAUUUAUUUAUUCCUUCUUCUACCUUCUUUGGUGCAUGCUUUGAUUUCUUUCUCUUGCUUUUAUCCCUCUCUAUUGGUCUCUCAUUCCCUUAAUAUUGAACCAAUGAAGCCACAAAUUGGUUGGCUUUUCUUUGUUCUCCUUCUUUCCUCUUUUCUAGCUUCUGCCCGUCUCCUUAAACCACCGAAAGGUCCAGGACAAGGUGAGAAAGAAAUGGAGGUCAAUGACAACGCUAUUCCUCGGUCAUCUCUUGAGCUAAAAGAUGAUAUGGAAGAACUAAUGGGAUCAAAGGGGUGCUAUACGAAGGAUGAAGCAGGCAGUAUCAGAAGGAUGAUGGUGGAGGCCCACUUGGAUUACAUCUACACCCAACACCAUAAGCCUUGA
This is a messenger RNA of Sphenostylis stenocarpa, 483 nucleotides long. The record is from the annotation of a GenBank genome assembly. NCBI's taxonomy places the organism in Eukaryota, Viridiplantae, Streptophyta, Magnoliopsida, Fabales, Fabaceae.